AUGUCUCGCGUUUAUCUGGAUAACAACGCGACGACCCCGAUGGAUGAUCGGGUCAAGGAAGCCGUCACAGGAGCUCUCGAUCUGUGGGCGAAUCCUUCGAGCAACAAUGAAUACGCUGGGGAGGCGGCCGAGGCGAUUCAGAAAUCGAGAAAGCAUCUGGCGAAGAUGUUCAAUACGAACGCGGAGGGAGUCGUGUUUACUUCUGGAGGCACCGAAGCCAACAAUUGGGUGGUGGAUGGAGCUAUUCGGCAGUUCAUGGACAAGCAAUACGGCGGUCUUUAUAUCCUUCCUCCACAUAUCAUCACGACUAAUAUUGAGCAUCCGUCGAUUUCGGAGGCCGUCAGACGAAAGAUUGCGGAUGUUUAUUACAAUUCCAACUUUCACUCGAAUAUGGAGCAAGGUAUUAGAGUCUUUACCGUAUUAACCUGAGAGCACUGAACUUCCAGACAUGAUAACCUUCAUUCCCGUCGACCCGAACACUGGCUUCGUCUCUCCGCAGGCGGUCAUUGCGGCUCUUCGGGUGAAUACGUGUCUCGUCUCGAUCAUGCUCGCGAACAACGAGACGGGCGUUCUGCAGCCGGUCGAAUACAUUAACAGACUGAUCCGAGAGAAACAGAAGAAGGACGCGCCGUUCAUGCCGUUCUUGCAUUCAGAUGUGGCACAGGCGGCCGGAAAGGUUCCGGUGGAUGUGAAAGCACUCGGAGUGGACGCCAUCACUGUGGCGGGUCACAAGUUCUACGGACCAAGGAACGGAGCACUGAUUUCGCUCCGAAAACAACAAAGAUCCCGCCAUUUUUGAUUGGAGGCAAUCAGGAAUCGGGAUCAAGAAGCGGGUGAGCAGCAGUCCAAGGAAUGAAAGAUAUUUUGAACGAUUCAGAACAGAAAACACUCCGAUGAUUGUGGGAUUGGGAGAGGCGGCGAGAGUCUACAAUGAGAGUGCGGAGAACAUUGAAAGUGUGCUUCGUCAGAAUCGAGACCAUUUCGAGAAACUUCUUGUGGUAAGCAAUGAAACAUCAACUGAAAAGCAGAAAAGAAAGUAAUUUUUCAGGAGCGUCUCCGCAAUUCGCAUCUGAUUCACUUUCUCAGCUCCCCACGUCUUCCGAAUACUUCUAGUGUCGCCUUCAUCGAUUAUCCAUCGCAUGGAUGCGAUCUUCUGGAAAAGUGUCAGACAUUCUAUGCGUCCACUGGUGCCGCUUGCCACAAGAACGAGUGCAGUCCGAUUCUGAAGGCAUGCGGAAUCCCGUUCAACGUGGCAUCCAAGACGGUUCGCAUCAGUUUCGGGAGAUCCACUCAGCUGACAGACAUUGAGAAGGUCGUUGAGGAACUCGUGCAGCUGUGCUCUCCGAAUCCGUCAAAAGAAACAGAAUAA
This is a messenger RNA of Caenorhabditis sp. 36 PRJEB53466, 1369 nucleotides long. Lineage: Eukaryota; Metazoa; Nematoda; Chromadorea; Rhabditida; Rhabditidae. The record is from the annotation of a GenBank genome assembly.